Messenger RNA from Amoebophrya sp. A25, 821 nucleotides. The record is from the annotation of a GenBank genome assembly. Lineage: Eukaryota; Dinophyceae; Syndiniales; Amoebophryaceae.
CACUGCUCUUUUUCCGCAUCGUAGCAGUCAUCUCACGGGAGAAAACGAACAAACUAGUGCAAUUGUUAUGGGGAAAAAUUCACUCAUACUCGGCAAUAGAUGACCACUCGGUCCAUUAUAAUUGAAAAGCUCCAACUCUAAAGGCGUUCGCGUUGCCUACAUCGAAACUACUACUUGUAAGUCAACAACAACAUCAUAGCUGCGUGCGUGACUCUUCUCUUUUUUCUGAUUAUCUUGGCCGACGAAUGACUCUGAUUGUAUGUCUCUUUUCUAUCUAUCAUAUUUUCUGCAGGAGGGCGAGAAGGAGAUAACAAGGCAGCAUCAGAAUCCUCCAAGACCUCCAGCACAGCCACUCGCCGCGUUUUCAUCGCUGGACCAGCUACAAGUGGUAUUUUGGGUUCGGCUGGUAGUUCGACCACUUCACAGGUUUAAGGCUACCUAGAGGAAUCUACUAGCUUUACAAGUACUCAGGUACUUACGCUUUCAGGAAGGCGCUAACGCCAGAGCACCAAGAAGAUAAUGCUCUUCACAAGAUGAAGAGUAGUUUAAGUUUCUUUCUGAUAGUCUAAGACAACGUUUACGCUCAAGAAGUAGCUCGGACUAGGUUUCUGUUACCUCAAGAAUUAGUUCGGACUAGGUUUUUUUCUGAUUGAUGUUCUGAUUGUUCUACUAACUCUAAGAACAUACUACUACAUCAAAUUCAAAGUCAAGAACGACCGACGUAGCUUCGGGAGAAGCGACUACUUCAGCUGCAUCUUCUUCAACUUCAGGCAUGGUGAAAGGAGCUAAAGGACCUGCUGCCACGCCGUCUACUGCGAAUC